GUCACGUGACAUGGAAGGAAGGAAGGAAAGGGGAAGAAAGGAGGAACAGAGAUUAAAAGGGAAAAAAUAAACAGCGGGGAUAUUAUCUUCCUGACAGGAGAAGUCGGACUUAUCUGAAGCCUGAGUUUGAAGAGACAAAGACAUGACCCAAAGAAGAUGGAUGGCGUGUUAAGUUAUCAGAUCCAGAUGUGAUGGGAGAGCAGGGUCGAUGUCAGCUGGAUAUGAGAUAAUCACGUCACUAAAGAAUCCACUGAGGAAAGGAGGAGAGAGGAAGAAGAUGAGGCUUAACGAACGCAGCGUGGCGCACUACGCCACAUGCGACUCCCCACCAGACAAGACGGGCUUCCUGUUUAAAAAGGGUGAGCGCAACACUGCUUAUCACCGUCGCUGGUUUGUCCUGAAGAGCAACAUGCUCUUCUACUUCGAGGAGCGCGACAGCCGAGAGCCCAUCGGCGUCAUCGUCCUGGAGGGCUGCACCGUGGAGCUCUGCGAGUCAGCCGAGGAGUUUGCCUUCGCCAUCAAGUUUGACUGUGCCAAAGCGCGAGUGUACAAGAUGGCUGCAGAGAACCAAGCAGCCAUGGAGUCCUGGGUGAAAGCCUUGUCAAGGGCCAGCUUUGACUACAUGAGGCUGGUGGUGAAGGAGCUUGAGAGGCAGUUGGAGGAGAUCCAGGAGGCUGCAGGAGCUAGCUGUGUCGGGGCUGGAGGUGCAGGUAUGCAAGCCAGGCCCAAGGCCUCCAGGCGAAACCAGGUGGCACGGUCCAGGUCGGGAGCGUCCUCUUCAUCAACAUCUAUGUCUUCUGUAUCAUCUUCAUCAAGUGCCGCUAACUCUUCAGUCCUCUUCCCUGCCCAGAGGGGUCUCCAGGAUGAGGGGCAGCUCAUCUCUGAGUGCUCAAAGGAGAACGGGGUUUCAUGGAGUAAACCACAAGCUGCCUUGGGUAACGGUUUUAUUGAGACAGCGUGUGUGGCCUGGGAGGCUUGUGAAGACUCCGGUAAUCACACUCUGACUGCUGUUGAUGGGGUCAGGGCUCCACCGGUUCCACCCAGGAGAAGGGGAGCGUCUCUGGAAAGCCCCGUCUCCCCAGGCACAGGAUGCUUCUCCAAACUCCACGACUGGUACGGAAAGGAGGUGGAGGAGCUGAGGGUGCAGUGGCUGCAGGGCCAGUAAACUCAAAGAGAUGGAUCAUCUCUUUAAUUUCUUCACAGUUAUAUCAUUCCUUUUAGAACAAUCUGCAUUGGUACAUCCUGAAAACACAGACUUGAUCACAACUUUCAGUCUUAAAACCAAUCAUAACAGACGAAUGAAAAAUUUUGAUUGAUUUCAGAUCUUGUCAGGCACAGGGGAAUCAAUCUGUCUUAAACAUCAACACUAUCCACAUACAAUCCUAGAAAGUAGAAAUCAUUCUUAACAUAAGUUAUGUAUAUUCUUUUGACAGCUGAGUACAAGUAAAAUGUUAAGAAUACUUUUUAAAGUGUUGUUAGCAAUCAACAUCACCAGUUUUAAUCAAGAGAUGCAAGAGAGUAGCAGAUUUGGCUAUGCAGCAGAUAAUUUCUUAUUGACUGAUUUUUUUAUAUUGCCAGAGUUAUAUUCAUUUUUUUUCUUCCGGUCCAGUUUAUUUAAAGUUACAGAAGCCUUGAUUUAAACUUAUGUUUUCCUACAGCUAACAUGCAAACAAGAGUGCUUAGCAUGACUCAAAAAACACCCAAAUUACAAGGAUUAACAGCUAAAAUCACCAGAGUUAAGACGUUUUACCGGAGGGAAGUGAUGAGUCUGUUAUUGUCUGAUAAAUAUAGAAAGCCACAUAAAAGAUAAUCUCUAGAAAUUGCACAAAAGUUGGUAAGUUGUGGUAUUGAUACAUUCAAAUGACAACGAUUAUGGUACUGGAAAGAUUGGUGCCAAGGUUUCCUCUCGCCAUGAUAAAACUAAAUUCCAAACUCCUCAUGAUCUAGCACUGUCAGCCAAAAAAGAGAAUUAAAGAGUAAAGCUUUGUUCAUUUGAAAACACUUUUACAAUCUAACAGAAAAAGCAGCAGGAAGUAAAUCUCUUCUUUUUAAAAAAAAAAAAAAGAAGAGCAUUUUGACUUUCCUGCUGCUCCAAACAACCUGAAAAACUCUGUGAUCGCUUAAAUAGAUUGACCUGAAGAGAAACACGCGUGAUUCUCCAGGGAUAAGAUGUGUUGUGGAAGAACAUGAGUCCUGAUUCUUCUCAAUCCUCCCACUGGGGCACAGCUCAAGCUCAGAGGCCCCGUGGAUGCCGAGGUCAUAGAUUCCUCUCUCUCUCUCCUCAGUCAUUGGGGACCGUAGUCGGAGCUGGACGCCCCGCUCAGAGCAGCACUCUGGUAUUUUUAGCUCUUGUUAGCCAUCAGCCAGAUGAUGCCGUGUCAUAAGAAUGCUUGUCACUUACUUCUCCAUUGACUCUUGUGUUUUACAUCCUGGACUUCACAGGGCUUAACACUUGUUUUAAUUAUGCUUUUAAUUCCACAUCAAACAAUCAGAUACUCUCUUUUUCAUUUCAUACUGUUGGUUUGUGUGUAACAGCUGAUUUAUCUGAAUGUUAAUGAAUGGGUGAAAGUGUAAGAGGACAACAGUGUGUUUGAACAUUUAACCUCUUGUUAUAUGUAUAUAUAUAUAUUUACUAUUCCAUGUUGGAAAUUAACACCAGCAGUCAGCUGAAUAGACCCUCUUAAAGCAACUGCUCUUACUGUAUUUGUAUCUCCAAUCAUAUCUUAGCUGUUUACACUUUGGUUUUAUCGUGCCUUAUGUUAUCCUUACAACUCCUUUAAUGCCUUGCAAACAUUACCAUACAGUAGUUUUACAUUGAUGGGAGGGUUUCACUUUUCCCUUGUCUUAACUGUACUACUGUUUUUCGCUUUAAUUCAAAAGCUCAUGUUGUUGCAAUCACUUUUUGACAAUGACUCUGUUCCUUCAGUCUGCAUCAUUGCACAGCACUAUGAUUACUGUUGUACGCUUGUCUUGUAUGGAAUUGACAUCGUGGGAAGCGGGACUACAGCGUUGAUGCAGUGUUUUUGGUGGCCCUAUGCUUUUCACACAUAUUAUCCAAAAUCAUUAUUCCAGUGCCAAUUUUAGUCAUUCCAGAAGACAUUUAGUGUAAUCAAGGAUGAUGUGUAUGUCUUUCUGUUAUUGUAAUAAUACAGAAAGGUAAUUAUGAAUGUGUCAAAUAAUCAUAUGAAUGAUAAUGGUAUCUAUCUUUAUUCAGGAGUGCCAAAGGAAGACAUUUAAAUGCACAAUAACUUUAUUCACAAAUUGUUUUCCAAAAUGAUGGCGAUAAACAGAAAGAAAUUAACGUUAUUGCACUCAUAUGAGCACUAAUUUAAAAACCAUUCAUAUUUCACAUAUUGUCCUGAUAUGGUACUAUAAAGAUGGAAAACACUUAAUAAAAUCUUUGAAUAUGUUA
Messenger RNA from Notolabrus celidotus (New Zealand spotty), 3412 nucleotides. It is a transcript of the gene pheta1, whose product is annotated as PH domain containing endocytic trafficking adaptor 1. The record is from RefSeq and is a predicted model, not a curated record. The transcript is spliced from 3 exons. NCBI's taxonomy places the organism in Eukaryota, Metazoa, Chordata, Actinopteri, Labriformes, Labridae. Bases 209 to 1165 code for a protein of 318 amino acids. Gene Ontology annotation, biological process: endosome organization; retrograde transport, endosome to Golgi; receptor recycling. Gene Ontology annotation, cellular component: recycling endosome; early endosome; trans-Golgi network.